Molecule: messenger RNA, 4330 nt
Organism: Lepisosteus oculatus (spotted gar)
Lineage: Eukaryota; Metazoa; Chordata; Actinopteri; Semionotiformes; Lepisosteidae
Gene: cxcr2
Product: chemokine (C-X-C motif) receptor 2
Biological process (GO): neutrophil chemotaxis; immune response; G protein-coupled receptor signaling pathway
Cellular component (GO): membrane; external side of plasma membrane
Molecular function (GO): C-C chemokine binding; C-X-C chemokine receptor activity; C-C chemokine receptor activity
Source: RefSeq, a predicted model, not a curated record
AAACAUUUCAACUCCUAAAGAAAUUCCUUGUCAAAGACACUACUACAUGUUUUCAAUGCUAUAUGUUAUGAAUAUGUUUACUCAAAUAAACUGUGUAUUUUUAGAAGGAAGCACCAGGUUGCACCAGACCAAAUGAAGAAGAAACACUUGUAACAUGUACAACAGUGUUACUAUAGCAGACACAAACUAUUGCUUGUCUUUAAAACAGAAGGUUGUUUCCAGCAUAAUUGCAUCAAUCAUUUUGAUUAGGACUUUGCUGUACCCUGCCUAAACAAAAACAGAGCUAUUCUGUUUUGUAUUUAUGGUUUUAAGACAUCAAAGACAAAAACUCAAGAAAGUCUGUGACAGAAAUACAGAUACACAGCUUGGAUCUAUUUAAGAACUGCACUUCCAGUUGCAAGAAACCAAGAUGACAUUUUUAAACUUAACAGAUUUGGACUUCAGUGACUUCAAUUACUCUUAUGAUGAGAACAGUACUUUUGAUUUCGAUCUAUCGUCUUCUCCAUGUUCCCAAUCCUUUUUUGCCUUGAACGGUGCUAUUUUGGUGAGCAUUUAUACCUUUGUGUUUCUCCUCAGUCUGUUGGGAAAUAUACUAGUAAUAUAUGUGAUCUGCUGCAUGGAAAAGCAAAAAUCUUCCACUGAAAUCUACCUAUUGAAUUUGGCCAUUUCUGAUCUUUUCUUUGCCUUAACUCUUCCUUUCUGGGCAGUUUAUGUAUAUUCAGAAUGGAUUUUUGGGGACUUCAUGUGCAAGUUAGUGUCUGUUAUGCAAGAGGCAAACUUCUACAGUGGUAUUUUGCUUCUGGCCUGUAUCAGCAUUGACCGCUAUUUGGUGAUUGUCCGUGCUACACAAGCUUUCACCAAGAAACGACUACUUGUGCGCACCUUGUGCAUUGGAGUUUGGCUGAUGGCGGCACUGCUUUCCGUGCCUUUCCUCAUAUACCGCCAGGCUUUCUAUUCAAUGUCCUACAACAGGACAGUGUGCUACGAAUAUAGUAGUGCAGAAGAACUGUACAAGUGGAAGGUGGUCAUCCGUUUCCUGCGACACACAGUAGGCUUUUUUAUCCCUUUAGUCAUCAUGGUUUUCUGCUACGGCUUCACCAUGAAAACCCUCUUUCAGACCAGAAGUGGGCAGAAGCACAGAGUGAUGAGGGUGAUCUUUGCUGUGGUACUGGCCUUCGUCAUCUGCUCGUUACCCUAUAAUGUCACUUUGUUUGUGGAUACCUUGAUGCGAGGAAAGGUCAUCACGGAGACAUGUUCUUUACAGAAUCAGAUUGAUGUCACCAUACAGGUCACCCAGAUUCUUGCUUUUAUGCACUGCUGCAUUAAUCCCAUCCUGUAUGCGUUCAUUGGCCAGAAGUUUCGCAACAGUUUCUUCACAGCUCUUUUCCGACAUGGUUUCAUCAGCAAGAAAAUCUUGUCGACAUACCGACGGGACUCUUCUCACUACUCAACAUCUGGAAAUACAUCUACAACGCUGUAGACCUUCGUGUUUGGGAGAAUAAACAUUCUACCCAAGACUGUGAGCAACAGUGAUUGCAGAUCGAAAACAAUAACCUUUACAUUGCAUUCAUUGGCAAUAUAACAAAAUAAAAAUAAAAGCAGCUGGUCUGAGAAUACAUGAACAAACAUGUAUUUGUUGUAAGGCAUGUUCAGACACCAGACAUUUAAAUUGAAACUUGUGUUUUUAUUUUCAUUGUAUAUUACCUUUUAAUAUGCCUUUUAUUUUUUGAGAGCAGCAUUUUUUAAGUUUGUAGAUUUGUCAGUUUUGGAUAUACUGUUUGUAUUUCAGUUGCACAGAUAUCACCAUAUUGAAACGACAACUAACUUGAGCAGUAGAGGGUUCUCUUAAACUUUUAAUUUCAGCCUUCUAUCCAGUCCAUUUAGGGACUUAACAAUAUGAACAUAUUAAAAACCUUUGCAAAUUAUAUUAUAUUAUAUACUAUACGUCAUGUUAAUGUCCUGUUGAAACUGCUUUUCAUAUCAAGCAAGAAUCAUAGUAAACAUUACCCUUUGAGGAAUUGAGGGAACAACAAUGCUUUCCUAUGAGAAUGCCAUAUUUCCACAGUUGUGAUCUAUUAAAGAUAUAUAACCUCAAUGCCAUCAUUGAGACUUCCAAAAAUACUACAACAUUGUAAUUAAGUCUCUAACAUAAUAUUUGAAUAACAGCUAUUUUAGCUAAUAAACCUUGUUUUUUUUUGCACUCAAAAAUUAUUUAUUGAUAUUACUGUUUAACUACUGAUGUAUUUUAUCCAUUUAUGUUCAAUCUUUGUCCUGGUAAGAGUCACAGUGACAUUAUUCAUCUUCUUUUCCAAUAAGAAUACCAACAUAAAUACCAUUCCCAGUCUCUUCAACAUUACAUCAUAAUAAUAGGAAGUAUUCGCAUUGUUUUGCAAUAGACUUUAGAAAUGUUUGAAACCUGUGAAACAGAAAUUCUAAAAAACCUCAAAAAGUCCAUUACUGAAGUACUAAAAUAUGGUGCUGAUUUAAUCUUUUUAGUAUCAAGUCUAUAAUCUACGAGCACAAUUCUAUUUCAAGAAAUAAGGAGCAAAGACAAGCAUAACGCAUUGACUUCUAAGUCACUUAUCAGGUGUGUUAAUUCGUUCAACGAGCACAAAGAAAACAUCAUCAGUUGAUAAGUUAAUUUUUUGCAUUAGCUGAAAACUGAGUUUGGUGGUGAUCACAAUCAACACAUUUCUGUGGUCCAUUUCUAUGAUAUUUUUUCAAUGUGUUGUAAAUUAAAACCAGAAUAGCUACUACCGAAAUGAUAUUACAUAUAUUGUAACUUUAAACAGAAAGCAGUGAAAGUCAAUGGAAAGGUAACCAUAUGUUCUAAAUGAGAUGCUCUUUAAGUGGAUCUAAAUAGAGCAAUCACAUUCUAAGUCAUGAAAACUAUUCCAACUGAUGGGGGAUUCAUCACAAACGUGCACUUCAGGUGUCAUUUCUAUGUAAUACAAUAAUUUGAAAAUGUGAUAUUAUGUGUCACUUUCCAUGUGUUUUUACAUCUCCUUCUUCAUUCCCAAACAUUUUUGUUCCACAGUGUGCUUUUAUUCUAUUUUAUUCUUGUUGAGACUACUAAAAUGAUAUGGAAUAAAGGAGAGAGUUAAAGAGCCGCAGUCGAAUGGAUUUUAUAGACUAGCCUAGUAACAUGCAAGUGAUUAUACACUUAAGUUGUCAAUCUUUUAAAAAUGUUUACUGGUAUCUUAAAGUAAUAGUGGUCACUAAGGGCUCAAGGCAAUUAUGAUGUUUUUAUCCAAAAUCAUCUCUAUUUUUUGUUGAUUUAACACAUCACCUGCUUAAUCACAACGUAAUUGUUCCAGGUCAAAUUGGAAUUUAAUGAUGACCUGCAAAACAUACAGGAUUGGGGUUCUCCAGAAUAGCUGCUGGAAAUCUGUGUUUAAAAAAGAAAAACCUUGCAGUUGAUUCAUUGUAGAUUUUCUUCACUUUCAUACAUUUAUUUUAAGUUGUUUAUAUACAUAAGUAUGUUUAUGCACCGUGCAAUGCAAAGGUAUUCAGACCCUUCUUAUGGUAUCCCAUUUUGUGGAAUUACAAAAUAAUUAGCCCCAGUUUUAAUUCUUUGGCUGAAUGAAAAUUGUUUCCCACUAGUAUUUGUCUAUACUUUCCUCCAUCCAUGUCUCUUUUAAUGCUUACAAUACCUUUCAGGCCCUGAUGAGAAGGAGCAAAACCAUGCUUUAGUGCAGGGGUGGUAUUGAUUUGGAGGUGUGCAGCGUUGCAACUGCACCUAGCAUUUAGACCAAAAGGUCCAAUUAGAUCUCAUCUGACCACAGCACCAUUUACUACAUUUUGGCAGGAUCAUUCAGGUGUUUCAAACUUGAUGCAAUCUUUAAGGUGACUUAUUGUUGGUAAUGGCUUCCUUGCACCCUGUCAUAUAAUCUAGAUAUUGUUAACUGAUGGACAUUUUUUAUCUCAGCCACUGUUUCAAAGUUUCAUUGUCCUCACAGUGGCAUUCCUCACCACUUUCCUCCUUGCCUGGGGCCACCUGACCUAAACAGAAUGGCUCAUAAAAGCUUGUUGAUAUAUUUUUGGCAUCUAAAGUAAUUUAGGGUUGCCAUAGCGAAGUGUUUGGAUAUUUGUGCAAUAAUGACUUUUCCAUUUUUCUUUCAUGUAUAUUAUCUGUUCACAUUUUCCCUUUUGUCUUUUGCUUUGAAGACUUAAAGUAGGUUCUGUACAUAACAAAUUGUAAUUGAAUUUAAACGUGCCAUGACUGCAAGCUUUAAAACAACAAAAUGUAAAAACUGUGCAAGUGUCUGAAUUCUUUCACCAGGAAUUGUAUAUACUGUAUUUGUCAAUCUUACAAUAAAUAUUUUCUUUU